AUGGACAUACCUCCGAUCGAAAACCAGAAAACGAUGCAGGGCGUGGAGGAUAUCAAUUAUUGGCGAGAAAAGGCCGAAGAGUACAAACGAAAUUGGGAGACAGAACGGGAAGAUUUUAGGGAUUUUCAAAUAAGUUCAAAGGAACUCGAAGGUGAACUAGAAACGCAACUUGAAGUAGCUGAAAAGAAAAAUGAUGAGCUAAGAGCAGCUCUUGAACGUUUGUCGAUAGAACUGGAGAAUACUACGAGUCGCUAUGAGUCGACCACAGCCUCACAGAACCGACAGUUGACAUCUCUGCAGGAGGAGCUGAACAACUUGAAGUCUGAAAAAGCGCAACAACAAGUUUAUAUAAGGAAACUUGAACAGACUAACGACGAUCUCGAGCGUUCGAAACGCACGGCCCUCGCUUCAGUAGAAGACUUUGAAAACAGUGUAAAUAAACUUAUUGAACGGAAUGCUUUGUUGGAAGGUGAACUUGAUGAAAAACAGGAACUCCUCGAAUCUGUUCAACGUUUAAAGGAUGAAGUUCGAGAUUUAAACCAGGAACUCGUUGUUCGGCGAUUACCAACCACCAACGAAGCUACCUCCGUUGAGCCGGUUAUGGAUGACCCAGAGAAGGUUUCCAAGAGCACAAUUGAAGCAAGUACACAAACCGCCAACAUCAAAGAAGUCUCCGCGCGAAGUUCUCUCCCCAGUAGUUUGCCUCUCAAUCCCUCCACGCGAAUCGGUGCCCUCAAUUUGGUUGGCGAACUUUUGCAAAAAGUGGGGCAACUGGAGGCCAAUUUCGCCAACGUCUGUCGCUGUUACGACGUAUCACCGGCCAAAGUUGCCAAACUCAACGACGUGAUCGUCGCCUCUUCUACGGCCAAUGGAGUGUGA
Dibothriocephalus latus is the source of this 879-nucleotide messenger RNA. The record is from the annotation of a GenBank genome assembly. Lineage: Eukaryota; Metazoa; Platyhelminthes; Cestoda; Diphyllobothriidea; Diphyllobothriidae.